Closterium sp. NIES-67 is the source of this 1335-nucleotide messenger RNA. Lineage: Eukaryota; Viridiplantae; Streptophyta; Zygnematophyceae; Desmidiales; Closteriaceae. The record is from the annotation of a GenBank genome assembly.
CAGCUGGCAUCCGUGGGCUCAUGCGAGUCGGCUCGACACAAAUGGCGCCACCGAUUCCCCGCACCGCGCGCGGGCGCAUCGCGCCGCAUGCACUCGGAAAUUUUGCCCCCAUGGAUUUGGAUUCGGAUUUGGAAUCGGAAGCAGCGGCGGAGGAACCGCCCGAGCGGGUUUCACGCCCCGCACGAGCUUCGUUCUGGCGCUCCCUGCGAGUUUCUUUGGUCGUUGUCACUCCUCAGCUUUCCCCAGCGCGCUAGAGCGAAUCACUCGUGUUGCGUUUUCUUACCGUAGCAAAGCUUUCGAGCCUUCGAGCAUUGGAGCCUGCAAGCCUUGGAGCCUUCGACCCUUGGAGCCUUGGAGCCUUCAAGCCUUGGAGCCCAGCUGUUUCAGCGGCAGCCAUGGCGUCCAGCACGCAAGCGCCCGAGAAAACGCCGUCCCCGUCUCGGCCCGAGGAGGUGCCAGGCGAAGCCCCCUCCAUGGCAACACAGGCGCUCGAGGGAACCACCUCUAUGCUGCAGUCCUUCCGCCCCCUCAAGUCCUUCUGCCAGCACGUGAACACGUGGGCGCACUACGCGCAGAGCCCCGGGCGCAUGAUCGAGACGCACCACCUGGUUUCAAGGCUGACAGAGGACGUGCUGCAGUGCAUCGUGUUCGACUCGGACCAGGCGAAUGCACGCAUCAUCGGAGUGGAGUACAUAGUGGCGGAGUCGGUGUUUAAGAAGCUGCCAGAGGAGGAGAAGCAUCUGUGGCACUCGCACUACUAUGAGAUCUGCGAGGGGCUGUGGGUGAAUCCAGGGGUGCCCGAGGUGAUGCAGCAGCAGGAGCUGAAGAAACUGGUCAAGACCUACGGCAAGUUCUGGAACACAUGGCAGUUUGACAGGGGGGACCUCCUCCCCCUAGGGCCCCCGGCGCUCAUGCUCUCCCCCCAGGACCACCCCUUGGGGCGCGUGCCCUGCGCUGUGUUAGAGCAGAGGGAUGCUGGGCUGGGGAUAGAGACGGGGGAGAAGCAGGAGCAGCGGGAGACGGUGCUAGUGGACAAGGAGUGGGCGGCGACGGGGAAGGAUCGGGCGGCGGACUGGUGGAUGGAGAGCGGGACGGGUGGAGAAGGAGCGUGGGGUGGGGGAGGAGGAGACAUGUUUGGCUGGUCGACCGGCCCAGUCCUCUGAGAUGAGUGGUUGAGAGGGAGUUUAGUGCGCUUUGAUACGAUGCAACGGGUUUCCGGGACCCAUGAAAUGAAUGGGGUACUGCAAUGGUGCCUGUGUACAUAUAGCUUAGAGGCUUGUAAAUGCUGUAGGCAUGUAACAGUUUAAUUCUCAGCUGUCAAAGAAGUGAAGCCAC